Messenger RNA from Tripterygium wilfordii, 2069 nucleotides. Its product is annotated as probable WRKY transcription factor 32. Gene Ontology annotation, molecular function: sequence-specific DNA binding; DNA-binding transcription factor activity. The record is from RefSeq and is a predicted model, not a curated record. Lineage: Eukaryota; Viridiplantae; Streptophyta; Magnoliopsida; Celastrales; Celastraceae. Gene Ontology annotation, biological process: regulation of DNA-templated transcription. The transcript is spliced from 6 exons. The coding region runs from base 257 to 1840 and encodes 527 amino acids.
AGUCGAAGACACAUAUAUACUCCCCUUCACGGCUUCACCAACCCAAAACGGCAAAACCUUCCACGUGCGCUCAUUUACUUCCAUUGCCAUCCGUGUGAGCACGCAUAAAAUCCGAUACGCAGUCCAUCCCGCACGUACCGUUUCGGGUCUUCCAAUUUCGGGAUUCAGUUUCGGACAGUUUGAGUAUGAACUGUUGUAAACAUCGAACUUUACUCUCUGUCUCCCUACCUUGUGCGAAAGAAUCUGUCAAUCUGCCAUGGGUGAGAGCACGAGCUUUGAAGUUCCGCCAUUAGAAAGUCAAGAACGACGUGAUGAGGAACCGCUUGAGGAAUUGGAGGAAUUCCACGUAGAAGAUGAUGACGAAGAAGAAGAAGAAGAAGAAGAGAAGAGUCAACUCAGUGAGUCGCAGCAACUCGGUGAGUUGCCGAGUACUGAAGCGGAAGUGAGAGAGCCUCAAUCGGAAAACCUAGAACCGCCUUCUACAGUUGCUUCUUUCUCGGAGAACGGUCGGGUGUGCUGUCCAGUGUUUUUCUGGUGGACUUUUUCUUUGUUUUAUAGUCUGCGGGUGAAUUCUGCCCCAAAAUUCCACGAGAGAUCGGAGUUGAAGAUUAGUGACAAGCAAGUUGAAGUGACUCACCAGGACGGUAUGGGAAGUGUUAUGGCUCAGUGUUCUGAACCUCAAACACAAAGUCAGCUUGAGUCAUCUGCUUGUCCUGCUCCCUUAUCAAAACUGUCGCCGACUGCUGUUACGCAAUGCAUAUCUUCUGCUCAAAGUCCAACAUUUGUAGAACAAAGACUGUCAACGCCAAAGGUCGAUAGCUUUUGCACACCCAAAGCAAUUAAACCGAAGUCUUCAGACAUUAAAACUCUGUCUGUUGUUCCGGUUCUGAAAACUUCAGUUUUGGAUGGUUACAGCUGGCGAAAAUAUGGUCAAAAACAAGUUAACAGUCCCAAAGGCUCUCGAAGCUAUUACAAGUGUACUCAUUCUGACUGCAGCGUUAAGAAGAUUGAACGCUCUGAUCACGUGGGCCAUGUAAUAGAGAUUGUUAAUAAAGGAAUGCAUACUCAUGAUCCUCCAAAGAAGAGUAACAGCAUCAGAGAAAACAGGCUUGCAGUAUCUCCUACACCGGCUUUGGCAAGUAAUGUCAAGGAGCAUCCUAUUGGAAUGCCUCCUGAUUCAGAUGCAUCCGCUUCUUUGAGACAGCCUAUAGAGCAAACAAGUACCAUGCCUGAAAGAAAACGACAGACCUCAAGUGACUCCAAGGGGAACGGUGAAAGUCAAGUGAAGGAGGAGCAGGUUAAUGAGCCAGAGGCAAAACGGAGAUUGAAGAAAGACAAUUUGGUGUGUUCAGAUUCUCUACUAAAACCUGGAAAAAAACAAAAGUUUGUUGUGCAUGCAGCGGGUGAUGUGGGCAUCUCAGGUGAUGGAUACAGAUGGCGCAAGUAUGGACAGAAAAUGGUGAAAGGAAAUCCGCAUCCCAGGAACUACUACAGAUGCACUUCCGCUGGAUGUCCUGUCCGUAAGCACAUUGAAACCUCCGUAGAUAACACAAAUGCUGUUAUUAUUACAUAUAAAGGAGUACAUGACCAUGACACGCCCGUACCAAAGAAACGACAUGGCCCACCAAGUGAUCCUCUUGUUGCUGCUGCUGCUCCUGCUGCUAUGAACAAUGUGCGAUUGAAGAAAAGUGAAUCCUUCCAAAACCAAAAAACUUCAACCCAGUGGUCUGUAGGCAUUGAAGGUGAAUUAACUGGUGAGGCAUUGGACGUUGGGGGUGAGAAAGCAAUGGAAUCAGCUCGAACUCUUUUGAGCAUUGGAUUUGAAAUCAAGCCUUGUUGAGCCCUCAUCGGUGUUCUCGAGUGUACCAGGAACAGUAUUAAUGACCCCUUGUUAAUAUGGAUGAUGAUCUCCUUGAUAAGUGGCUAAGUUGUGAGGUUUAACAAUUUCCUUGACCACUUUUAAAGUUAUUUUUUCUUCUCUUCUUGCUUUAGUGCAUCGGUUCAAAGUUGUAUACUUGAUGUUGUUCAGCCUAGUCUUAUCUAACGGUCCGAGAUCUAUGCCCACUCAA